GCCGUUUCCAUUACCUUCCUGCCAUGGUCUCCUUCCGGUUCUCGAUGCUUCUCUGAGUCUGAGGGUUUCCGCCGGUCGUCUACCCUUCCCCCCCAGCCCAUGACCCGCCUCCGGCCCCCGCCCUCCAAGUCCAACCUCCGAUCUGUUUAAUAAGAAGGCGCCUGUGUCUGGCAGAGCCGGUGUGAGACGAAGAGACAAUCGUUCCCAGCCGCCGGGAUAAUCAAGAGUUUUGGCCGGACCUUCGAGCACACACCGAGAUAGUGAGGAGCCAGACGAAAAGCACAGACUAUGGCGCUGAAACGGAUUAAUAAGGAACUUAGUGAUUUGGCCCGUGACCCUCCAGCACAAUGUUCUGCAGGUCCAGUUGGGGAUGAUAUGUUUCAUUGGCAAGCCACAAUUAUGGGACCUAAUGACAGCCCAUAUCAAGGCGGUGUAUUCUUUUUGACAAUUCAUUUUCCUACAGACUACCCCUUCAAACCACCUAAGGUUGCAUUUACAACAAGAAUUUAUCAUCCAAAUAUUAACAGUAAUGGCAGCAUUUGUCUCGAUAUUCUAAGAUCACAGUGGUCUCCUGCUUUAACUAUUUCUAAAGUUCUUUUAUCCAUUUGUUCACUGCUAUGUGAUCCAAACCCAGAUGACCCCCUAGUGCCAGAGAUUGCACGGAUCUAUAAAACAGACAGAGAUAAGUACAAUAGGUUAGCAAGAGAGUGGACAGAGAAAUACGCUAUGUUGUAGGGUACAACAGAAUAUCUCGGGAAUGGACUCAGAAGUAUGCCAUGUGAUGCUACCUUAAAGUCAGAAUAACCUGCAUUAUAGCUGGAAUAAACUUUAAAUUACUGUUCCUUUUUUGAUUUUCUUAUCCGGCUGCUCCCCUAUCAGACCUCAUCUUUUUUAAUUUUAUUUUUGUUUACCUCCCUCCAUUCAUUCACAUGCUCAUCUGAGAAGACUUAAGUUCUUCCAGCUUUGGACAAUAACUGCUUUUAGAAACUGUAAAGUAGUUACAAGAGAACAGUUGCCCAAGAUUCAGAAUUUUUUAAAAAAAAAUGGAGCAUGUGUAUUAUGUGGCCAAUGUCUUCACUCUAACUUGGUUAUGAGACUAAAACCAUUCCUCACUGCUCUAACAUGCUGAAGAAUCAUCUGAGAGGGAGGGAAAUGGAUGCUGAGUUGUCACAUCAAAGGAAGCAGCAUUAUUCUAGCAGCAUCCAUUCUUGUUUAAGCCUUCCACCGUUAGAGAUUUGAGGUUACAUGAUAUACUUUAUGCUCAUAACUGAUAUGGCUGGAGAAUUGGUAUUGAAUUUAUAGCAUCAGCAGAACAGAAAAUGUGAUGUAUUUUAUGCAUGUCAAUAAAGGAAUGACCUGUUCUUGUUCUACAGAGAAUGGAAAUUGGAAGUCAAACACCCUUUGUAUUUCAAAAUAGGGUCUCAAAACAUUUUGUAAUUUUCAUUUAAAUUGUUAGGAGGCUUGGAGCUAUUAGUUAAUCUAUCUUCCAAUACACUGUUUAAUAUAGCACUGAAUAAAUGAUGCAAGUUGUCAAUGGAUGAGUGAUCAACUAAUAGCUCUGCUAGUAAUUGAUUUAUUUUUCUUCAAUAAAGUUGCAUAAACCAAUGA
Budorcas taxicolor (takin) is the source of this 1608-nucleotide messenger RNA. It is a transcript of the gene UBE2D3, whose product is annotated as ubiquitin conjugating enzyme E2 D3. Gene Ontology annotation, molecular function: ubiquitin conjugating enzyme activity. The record is from RefSeq and is a predicted model, not a curated record. Gene Ontology annotation, biological process: ubiquitin-dependent protein catabolic process; protein K11-linked ubiquitination. The transcript is spliced from 9 exons. Lineage: Eukaryota; Metazoa; Chordata; Mammalia; Artiodactyla; Bovidae. Gene Ontology annotation, cellular component: nucleus. The coding region runs from base 289 to 735 and encodes 148 amino acids.